UAAUGUCAAUGUUUUGGGAGCUGGCAUUCGGAUUUUUACCAUUCUUUUACUUCAUCGUUAACAUGUUUGUGUUUGUUGCUCUGCAAUGCUGUUGCAAAAAGAAGAAAGUCAAAAAGGUGCUGAAGAGGAGAGGAAUUUCAGCAAAUGAGAAACAAAAAGUAGAAGUCAAGAAGGGCAACAAGAAGAAGAAAAAGAAUGGUCCCAAAGGAAAGGCCCAAAAGCCGUCAACGUUGACCAAGUCAAAAGAGAAUAAUAAAGAUGAAAAAAUGCCAACAGCUAUUUCUUCGGAACAUCAAUCUAACAAGGAAGAUCCAUUAAAGUCAAAGACAAAAACAAAGACUGGAGUAUUCACCGGUUCUGUAGAUACUUCAACACCAACAGCAUUAGCGCCGAUGAUUGGAGAAAUUGGUGGAGAGAAGAAAGUUUCGGCUGUUUUAACAGCGUUUGCGGAAAAGGAAAAAAGCAGAAAAGAAGUUUCCAAUGGAGGAAGAUAUUGA
Molecule: messenger RNA, 497 nt
Organism: Meloidogyne enterolobii
Lineage: Eukaryota; Metazoa; Nematoda; Chromadorea; Rhabditida; Meloidogynidae
Source: the annotation of a GenBank genome assembly